CAGGCAGCAGAGAAAGCAGGCUCUUUGUCUGACAUCAUCUUUCACUCCCUGGCCUGCUAAGAGUUACUCACUCAGGCAAUCCCUGCUCCACCAGAGGAGACUGUCCAAUUGCCAAGCAACCCACUGCUGGCCAAUCACAGAGCUUGGAGGUGAUGUCAUGGCGAGAGCGAGCAGUGGUGCUGAUGUUGAGAGAAGCCCAGGGUACCACUAAUUGAGGGAGUGAGGAAGAGAGCAGCUCGCUUCUAACUGGACUGCACGUUGGUGACAGCGUCCCGAGCUGGUGACAGACCCACUCUGUAACUUUCAGCUAGAUUCAGCCACCAGAUCCCAGAAAUAUGACCCUUGCUGCCUACAAAGAGAAGAUGAAGGAGCUCCCGCUGGUGUCCUUGUUCUGCUCCUGCUUCCUGGCCGAUCCCCUGAAUAAGUCGUCCUACAAAUAUGAAGCAGACACGGUGGACCUGAAUUGGUGCGUCAUUUCCGACAUGGAAGUCAUCGAGCUGAACAAAUGCACCUCGGGCCAGUCCUUUGAAGUCAUCCUGAAGCCACCCUCCUUUGAUGGGGUGCCCGAGUUCAACGCCUCCCUGCCCAGGCGGCGAGACCCAUCCCUGGAAGAGAUCCAGAAGAAACUAGAAGCGGCUGAGGAGCGAAGGAAGUACCAGGAAGCGGAGCUCCUGAAACACCUAGCAGAGAAACGGGAACAUGAGAGAGAGGUGAUCCAAAAGGCCAUUGAGGAAAACAACAACUUCAUCAAGAUGGCUAAGGAAAAACUGGCCCAGAAGAUGGAAUCCAACAAGGAGAACAGGGAGGCCCACCUCGCCGCCAUGUUGGAACGGCUGCAAGAGAAGGACAAGCACGCCGAGGAGGUGCGGAAAAACAAGGAGCUGAAGGAAGAGGCCUCCAGGUAAAGCCUAGAGGCCAAAGAACUUUCCAGGUCAGCCGGACAGCUCCAGCAGCUCCACGUUCCAGGCAGCCUCGCCCGCCGGCUGCACUCCCAGCACUGGGGUUUGGGGGGAGGGGGGUGGCCAAGGGGCGUUUCCUCUGCUUUUGGUGUUUGUACAUGUUAAGAAUUGACCAGUGAAGCCAUCCUAUUUGUUUCCGGGGAACAAUGACGGGGUGGGAGAGGGGAGAGGAGAGAGUUUGGGAAAGGGAGAUGCAGAAGAACUCAAGGACGUUGCAACCCUGCCCGGCGCAGAUCUGAUUUUCACAUCUCUACCUGGACAUUGAGCCUCCAGGCACCAUGUUGAGGAGAGAUGAAAACCAGGGCGGUAGAACUUCAGGGUGAAGGACAGAGUCCUGGGUGGGGCAGCGGCUGCAGGGCGCACCAGAGAACCCAGCCAGAGGGGGUGUGAGUACCAGUGGUGUUGCUUUCGCCCUGCAGCAGGUGGGAUGAAGUCUGUGUGUGUGUGUGAACCAUCAUUUUUUGAUCAUCAUGACCAAUGAAACAUUGA
Molecule: messenger RNA, 1448 nt
Organism: Gorilla gorilla gorilla (western lowland gorilla)
Lineage: Eukaryota; Metazoa; Chordata; Mammalia; Primates; Hominidae
Gene: STMN4
Product: stathmin 4
Exons: 6
Coding region: 336-905 (189 amino acids)
Biological process (GO): neuron projection development; microtubule depolymerization; regulation of microtubule polymerization or depolymerization
Cellular component (GO): cytoplasm; neuron projection
Molecular function (GO): tubulin binding
Source: RefSeq, a predicted model, not a curated record